AUGAGCCACCGCACCUCCUCCAGCUUCAGAGCCGAGAGAAGCUUCCACUCCUCCUCCUCCUCCUCGGCUUCCUCCUCCUCGGCCUCCGCCGCCCGCGCCCUCCCGGCCCAGGACCCGCCCAUGGAGAAGGCCCUGAGCAUGUUCUCCGAGGACUUCGGCAGCUUCAUGCGGCCCCGCUCGGAGCCCCUGACCUUCCCAGCCCGCACCGGGGGGCCGGGCAACAUCAAGACCCUCGGCGACGCCUAUGAGUUUGCGGUGGACGUGAGCGACUUCUCCCCCGAGGACAUCAUCGUCACCACGUCCAACAACCACAUCGAGGUGCGCGCCGAGAAGCUGGCAGCGGAUGGCACGGUCAUGAACACCUUCGCUCACAAAUGCCAGCUGCCGGAGGACGUGGACCCCACUUCCGUGACCUCAGCGCUGAGGGAGGACGGCAGCCUCACCAUCCGGGCGCGGCGACACCCGCACACAGAGCACGUCCAGCAGACCUUCCGGACGGAGAUCAAAAUCUGA
Messenger RNA from Pipistrellus nathusii (Nathusius's pipistrelle), 513 nucleotides. The record is from the annotation of a GenBank genome assembly. Lineage: Eukaryota; Metazoa; Chordata; Mammalia; Chiroptera; Vespertilionidae.